Molecule: messenger RNA, 726 nt
Organism: Protomyces lactucae-debilis
Lineage: Eukaryota; Fungi; Ascomycota; Taphrinomycetes; Taphrinales; Protomycetaceae
Product: S-adenosyl-L-methionine-dependent methyltransferase
Exons: 1
Coding region: 18-596 (192 amino acids)
Biological process (GO): tRNA N2-guanine methylation
Cellular component (GO): nucleus
Molecular function (GO): RNA binding
Source: RefSeq, a predicted model, not a curated record
UGCAUCUGGGAGGCCCUAUGUAUGGCGGCUUGUUGCACGACCCCGAGUUUGUCGAUUCGAUCCUGUCACUUGUCAAAGAAGAGGAAGGCAAGGACAAAUCAGCAAUCGCUACAUUGCCACGUAUCAAGGGCAUGCUCACACUGGCCCGCGAAGAAUUGGCAACUCCUCACUACUGGUCGUUGUCUCGAAUGAGCAAAGUCUUGCAUACCCAGUUGCCGACGCAAGCAGUGUUCAAGUCUGCCCUCUUGAAUGCUGGUUACAAAGUCUCGGAAAGUCACACCGGUCCAGGGGCUCUUAAGACAGAUGCUCCCGGUGAGUUCCUAUGGGAUGUGAUGCGAGCCUGGAUCAAGUUGCACCCCAUUCGUGAGAUUUCCAUUCAACCUAAUACGCCUGGCGCAAGUAUUCUCUCCCGACGCGAACCUCGGCAGCCCAUUAAUUUUGACAUGCAUCCGGAGGCUAAGGCUGUGAGAAAGGAAAAGAUCACUAGAUUUCCUCUGAAUCCAACAGAGAAUUGGGGACCUAAGUCGGCAGCGAGGAACACUAAUAAGGACACUGGUAAAAUCACGAAGCGGAAGCACAGUCAGUCGGAACACUAGAAUACGUUUCGUAGCGUCUCGAAUUGACUACUAGAAUCUAAGAUCCCAUCCAAUCUUGGGCCCUAGCCGAGGAAGCUCUUCUGCAACAGAUUGCACUUUUUAUCAUUAGCAUACUCAAGAAAAAUUUGAA